Messenger RNA from Fraxinus pennsylvanica, 1326 nucleotides. NCBI's taxonomy places the organism in Eukaryota, Viridiplantae, Streptophyta, Magnoliopsida, Lamiales, Oleaceae. The record is from the annotation of a GenBank genome assembly.
AUGCUGAGUGACAGUGUCUCGUCGAAGUGUGACAAGUUCCACGAAAACCAAUUUCAAGAAAAAGGAACCCUUUUAGCUUUUGAUUCGGUGUAUACAAAGAUGAGGGGAGGGGGACUGUGGCAACUUGGUCAAUCAAUUACUCGUCAAUUAGCCCAGGCUAAUAAGAAGACCAUCACCUGUCGAUGCUUUGCAUCUGAAGCUGAUCUGAAGAAGACAGUUCUGUAUGAUUUCCAUGUUGCCAAUGGGGGAAAGAUGGUUCCUUUUGCCGGCUGGAGUAUGCCAAUCCAGUACAAGGACUCAAUUAUGGACUCCACGUUGAACUGUAGGGAGAAUGGUAGCCUUUUUGAUGUUUCUCAUAUGUGUGGUUUAAGUCUCAAAGGGAAGGACAGCAUACCGUUUCUUGAAAAGCUAGUGGUUGCCGAUGUUGCUGGUCUUGCACCUGGCACAGGGUCUUUGACAGUUUUCACAAAUGAGAAGGGAGGUGCAAUUGACGAUUCGGUGAUAACUAAGGUGACAAAUGACCACAUAUACUUGGUUGUUAAUGCAGGAUGCAGAGACAAAGAUCUUGCCCAUAUUGAGGAACAUAUGAAAUCAUUCACAUCGAAAGGUGGUGAUGUCUCUUGGCACAUCCAUGAUGAGCGAUCCCUUUUGGCCCUCCAGGGUCCCCUUGCGGCCCCUGUUCUACAGCACCUGACAAAAGAUGAUUUGAGUAAGAUUUACUUCAGCGACUUUCGGAUCUUGGAUAUAAAUGGUGUGCCCUGCUACCUUACUAGAACUGGGUAUACAGGUGAAGAUGGCUUUGAAAUUUCAGUUCCUUCAGAGCAUGCUGUUGAUCUUGCAAAAGCUAUUCUGGAGAAAUCUGAAGGUAAGGUACGGUUGACAGGUUUAGGCGCCCGAGACAGUCUUCGACUUGAAGCUGGGUUGUGCUUAUAUGGCAACGACAUGGAGCAGCACAUAACUCCAGUCGAGGCAGGACUUACAUGGGCAAUAGGGAAGAGACGAAGGGCAGAUGGAGGUUUUCUCGGUGCUGAAGUAAUACUCAAACAAAUCGAAGAGGGCCCCAAAAUAAGGCGAGUUGGUUUUUUCUCCUCAGGUCCACCAGCCAGAAGUCACAGCGAGGUUCAGGACGACAAAGGACAAAACAUAGGAGAAGUCACCAGCGGAGGAUUUAGCCCCUGCCUGAAGAAGAACAUAGCCAUGGGGUACGUAAAAUCUGGACAGCACAAGGCGGGCACCAAAGUUAAGGUUGUGAUUCGAGGAAAGUCCUACGAUGGUUCUGUCACGAAAAUGCCUUUCGUACCCACAAAGUACUACAAGCCAUCCUAA